CAGUGUUGGGCGUUGUUUUCGUGCGCCUGAUUCCUGAUUGAAUAUCUGGUUGCUUCAUCGUUGGACUACAAGCUGCUCAUCAUGCCUAAGCAACCUGCUGUUUAUGUUCCUGAAGAAAGCGUCCAUAGUCUGAGUGAAGAGGAAUCUGCCGGCGAAAUGACUUGGCCUCGCCCCAACUUCGACAGGCAACGGAUUGCGGCUGUCUUGAAACACCCACACUUUUUACAAAAGAAGCGAUUUCAUUCGGCUUCAUUCAGCCACUCUGGUGCCAACGGUCUGACGAUUGAUGGGAUUCCGUCGGAUCUUCGAGCCCUGACUGCGGCAAUGCGUCGUUGCCAGAUCAGUGGUACUCGCACAUUAUACGGCAAGAAUAGCAAGAAAUCACGCGAUGGCCGCCGCAUUCCGAAUAAACGUGGCGGUAAAAGUCUAGAAAAUCCUGCUGACGAGUUAGAUGAGAUCGCUUUAGAUCAUAAUGAUCCUGAUUACGAUUCGGAUUUGGAAGAUCCCGUUACUCUGGAGACCCUCAGCCCCUCACCCACAGAUGAAGAAUUCGAGCGCUUGUGCUCUUCUGUUUUAAAAGAACUUUAUAUCCACGGUAAAACGCAGGAGGUGGUGGUGAGUCAUCCUGCUUUUUUACUAUUAAGUACGAAUUUUUGCACGGAGGAAAAACCGAGUUCUCUAAUUGCGCGUUUAUCACUCUUUGAAAGUCAGCGAGAGUUUCAUGCUGGAUGAUCUACCAGAGUAAGCUUUGAAAGGUCCAGUGUACAAUGGGCUCUCGCUUUUCGUUAGCGUUGCUUUUAAAGUCGUUUAUUACCUGCCGGUAAAAACAUUCAUAACAAGGGAAGAAAGCGAAGGAAAAAUACUGGAGUCGAAAGUCUGCCAACAGAGUCUACUUGCGAUUUGCAGAUUAAAAACUAGGAAUAGGUUUUUUUUCCACUACCAAGUUGCUAAGCUUUGACCACGACCAGCAGCCUUUUGGACUUGACCGUAGAAAACCUCAGGGCACAAGUAAUGCUCUCGUUCUUUUUCAAAAUGCGCGACGCUAAUGCAGUGUGCUAGUUCAACUGAGUUCAUACCUACCAUAGAGGUUGCCGAGUUCGAUGGCGUUUUAUACCAUAACCAUUGACUGCACCAUCAUCAUCAUCAUACACGUUAACUAGAGGUGGGGUACACCUCUGCUACUGUGCCGCAAUACAC
Dicrocoelium dendriticum is the source of this 1197-nucleotide messenger RNA. The record is from the annotation of a GenBank genome assembly. Lineage: Eukaryota; Metazoa; Platyhelminthes; Trematoda; Plagiorchiida; Dicrocoeliidae.